AUGGAUAAGCUGAUCCCACCACCAGACCAACCCGAAAUUGACAAUCAGACCAAGCCAGAAGCUCAAAAUCAAGGCCCAAUCAAGAUCGAUCUCGAACGCGACUCGAGCCCAGAAACCGCACUCAACAACGUCUCCACCAUUAAAGCUACCUCCAAAGAAGGCAGUAGUAGUAGUAGUAGUAGUGCAGCCUGCAGUCCGACAAGUGCUAAUCCGAGUAACGAGAGGCCAGGCACGGCGGCGAUGGACUUGAAAUUGGCCUCCGAUCUCACCGAUGGCGAUCUCUUUGGCGAUGGCAGCCAACUCAACAUUAAUCCUCUAGUUUCCAAUGUCCAUCAUCUCGCUCUGCCGACUACUUCCUUCAACAAUACUACGCCUUCUUCGUCCUCUACGUCCCCUGCUGCUGCUGCUUCGUCGGCUUCUUCUGAAGAUCCAGCGGCGCUCCCGACGCCCUCUCCCCUCGCCCAUCUUCCCACCCCUUCUUCUAAUAAUAAUAAUGGUGCUGUGACUAAUCUUAAUCCGGUCGACUUCGAAGCUAUGUUCGCUAAUAUUCAGUCUCACCUUCCUCCCUCUUAA
Puccinia graminis f. sp. tritici CRL 75-36-700-3 is the source of this 573-nucleotide messenger RNA. RefSeq lists its product as uncharacterized. The transcript has 2 exons. Lineage: Eukaryota; Fungi; Basidiomycota; Pucciniomycetes; Pucciniales; Pucciniaceae. The coding region runs from base 1 to 573 and encodes 190 amino acids. The record is from RefSeq and is a predicted model, not a curated record.